AUGGCAGAUUCGGAUGCUUGUAUCGUGGUAUCGCCGUUCCAAUCCCAAUGGAAACGCCCAAAAGGUCUGGCUCUCAUCUUAUGCUCCGUACAAUCACACGACCCAUCUGCCGCGAGUCGAUACAAGUCCGUGACGCAGUGUCUGGCUCAGAUUGUGAAGAGCGAGGGGCUGUUCGUCCUAUACCGCGGCUUUGAGGUGACGUUGUGGCGCCACGCGGUCUGGAACGCCGGGUACUUUGGCAGCAUAUUCAAAGUCAAGGCGGCACUACCGACCCCGACAACUGACCGGGAACACGCAAUGACGAACUUCUUCACCGGCUCACUCGGAGGGAGUUUGGGCACGGUGCUCAAUACACCACUUGACGUGGUCAAGACGAGGAUCCAGGCAGCGACGAGAGCGAAAGGUGUGACGGCCAAGUAUAAUUGGGCGUUUCCGGCUUUGAUCACCGUGACACGAGAGGAAGGCAUUCGCGGUCUGUACAAAGGUCUUACUGCGAAACUGCUUCGGUUCUGUCCCGGGGGAGGGAUUUUGCUUGUCGCGCACAGCCAGAUCUUGAAGUUUUCUGAGGCGUCCAAUAAUGCAAAGCUGGCGGAGCAGGAAUUGUAG
Molecule: messenger RNA, 606 nt
Organism: Cladophialophora yegresii CBS 114405
Lineage: Eukaryota; Fungi; Ascomycota; Eurotiomycetes; Chaetothyriales; Herpotrichiellaceae
Exons: 2
Coding region: 1-606 (201 amino acids)
Source: RefSeq, a predicted model, not a curated record